ACUAAGAGUUAGCUUCACUUAACUUUCUAUUCCACAGAUAACAAACAUGGAGCGAACAAGUAGCAUUAGGAGAAAAGCCAUGGCCAGACAGCAUAAAGGAGAAGUCAUGAUUGCUGGAGAACAACUCAGGUUGAGGCUUCACGACGGAAAGCUGAUCAAGGACCGACGCUACCACUUGCGCACGUAUCCCAACUGCUUUGUAGCACAGGAACUCGUAGACUGGCUCGUGAGCCAUAAGGAAGCCCCAGAUCGAGCAACCGCGGUCUGCCUCCUGCAGCACCUCAUGGAUCAUGAUAUCAUUCACCAUGUCUGUGAUAAGAGGACAGUAUUCAAGGAUGCCAAACUGCUGUACCGUUUCCGUAAGGACGAUGGCACAUUUCCCUUCAAUACUGAGGUGAAGAUCUUCAUGCGAGGCCAACGACUGUAUGAACAUCUCAUAGGGGAAAAGAACUCCAUCCUGCAGCUACGAGAGGAACAUGGCGUUGCAUAUCAGCGCUCUUUUCCUGGCUGCAAGUUAAUUGACUGGCUCAUCCAGAACGGAGAGGCGGAGAGCCGACGUCGGGGACUGGAGCUGUGUCGUGCAUUGCAGGAGCAUGGCAUCAUUCAGCACGUGGCAAAGAAGCACGACUUCUUUGACAGUGGACUGCUCUACCAGUUCUGCAUUAAUUUUCGCCGCCGUCGCCGCCUAUCUGAACUCUUAAAUGAAAGUGAACAGGAUGACAGCGAAGAUGCACCAGUGUCGACACAAGAGGACAAUCAUACUGACAGUCCAUUUGUUCUGCGAAAAAGUCAGCUUCAGGAAGACAACAGUGCUUUCCAUUCUGUGGGGUCCAGCACAGACCUGAAACAGGUUACCAGCGGGCGUAGAGGCAGCUUGAAUUCCCUUCAGCUUCACUCAUCUGGAUUUUCACCUCUUGUCCAGCUGCCUUCUACUUCAGUGGUGAGAUGCAAUCCUAAAUCAGUACUCAGAAGAAAUUUUACAUGUGAAGAGUUACUGGCACCUGGUGCACCCUUCAUCAAGAAAGUAUUGACGGUGAUAGGAGAUGCCCUGGGCUGGGGUUUUGUUGUCAGAGGCAUGGCUCCCUGUUAUGUGCAAGCUGUUGACCCUGGAAGCCCAGCAGCAGCGGCUGGAGUUAAGGUGCGGCAGUUCUUGUGCCAGGUGAAUGGGCGCUGUGUUCUCUACCUGGACUACAGGACAGUCUCCAGACUGGUGAUGACAGGAACUCGCACUGUUGUACUGGAAGUUAUGGAACCACUAGAAUGACAACAGCAAUUACUAUGUGUGUGUGUAAUAAUUGCAUCUGCUGUAACUGAAAUAUAUUAAAUAUAUAUAAUUUUUUAAUAGAAUCUUUUUUCACAAUUAUUCACCAUGGGCAUUUGUUAAUUUGUGGAAAAGCCAUGAAAAUCGAAAUGUAGGCUGCAACAAAAGUAGGUAAACUACAAAUUUUCAUAUACCUGAAUUCAUGAACAAAUGUAAUUUUUUUAAUGACUGAAAAUAAAACAUU
Scatophagus argus is the source of this 1505-nucleotide messenger RNA. Its product is annotated as DEP domain-containing mTOR-interacting protein. The transcript has 9 exons. NCBI's taxonomy places the organism in Eukaryota, Metazoa, Chordata, Actinopteri, Scatophagidae. Gene Ontology annotation, molecular function: protein binding. The record is from RefSeq and is a predicted model, not a curated record. Gene Ontology annotation, biological process: intracellular signal transduction. The coding region runs from base 47 to 1264 and encodes 405 amino acids.